Molecule: messenger RNA, 1751 nt
Organism: Chondrus crispus (carragheen)
Lineage: Eukaryota; Rhodophyta; Florideophyceae; Gigartinales; Gigartinaceae
Exons: 2
Coding region: 1-1539 (512 amino acids)
Source: RefSeq, a predicted model, not a curated record
AUGGACCCCACCACGCUCCACGAAUGGCUCCCGCGCGUGCAGCGCAACCUCUCGCGCUGCCAGGCCGAUUAUAUCACGGCGGCGCGCCGCCUCAUGUACAUGGUCAAGGCCGUCGACCUCACGCUUGAGUCGCUCUACACCGGCCCUGCGCUCGAGCGCGCCGUCUGGCGCUACGAGGCCCUGUGGUACCCGUUGCUCGCUGCCGUGGCCCAGCAUCCAUCCAAGCAGCACCCGGAGCUCCACUGGGUGCACCACGCCUUCGCCACAAAGGUCGACGAGAUCCGCUCCAAAAACUUCUCCCGCGGCGGCUUGUGGCUCUCCAUGGAGGACCUGGUCCCCCCGCUGGACAUCGCGUGGGUGUGGUAUGUCCACCGCAUCAACCCCACGGCGUACGCGGCCGACCUGGCGCAGUAUGCGCGCGAAGGGCACGCCCCCACCGUCGUCUUCAUGCGCGACGCCGCCGCCACCACGCUGGACACCGCCUUCAAGUUCAGCAACGGCGAGGACGCGCAGAGCAAGCCCACCCGCCGCCUCUGGGACAUCGUGUACCCGUUUGAAUCGUUCAUGCCCAAGUAUCUCCUUUCGCACUCGUACGAGCAGGAGCUGCUCACCAAGCGCCAGCACAUCACCAGCUAUACGAACGAGAUCAAUCGCGCCGCCUUCCGCUCCGUCCUCAACUACGACCUGGUGCACGCCGCACGCCUCCAGAAGGCCUUUGUCUACCAGAUUGUCGACGAGCACCAACCGGAAAACGCUGAAAUCUUCGAGACCACGCCGUACCUGGACCGCGCAUACCACCGCUACCUCCAGUUUCUGCUUCUGCACGACCGCGCCCCGGGCACGUUCCUGGUGCCGAUGAACGACAUCAACAUCAUGUGGCACAUGCAUCUAGCGGCCACGCGCGAGUACCAGCACGACACCCACGUGCUCAUCGGGCGCGCGCUGGAGCACGACUCCAUCGCCGUCGAGGGCAUGCGCAAGAAGUCGGUCGACGAGAUGGAGGCCAAGAUCGCCGCCACCGCCGAUGGGCCCACAGAGCUCAGCGAGAUGGAGGACGAGGAGCGCGCCGACCUGCUCGACAAGCGUCGUAGGGGCGUCGCCGUUCGCGAGACAAAGGUUCUCUGGGAGGCCCUGUACGGUGCGAAGCCCAGGUAUGACCUCCCGGACACGUGCUAUCGCGGCGAGCCGCCCGGGGAGCGGGGCGGGUUCUAUGAGAUGUUUGAGAAGGUCAACGGCACUACGAAGGACAUUUCCUGGCAUGAGACCCUGCUCCGCAUGCUGCUGGCUAUGAUGGUUUUUGCAGCCGGCUGCAUGGUGUUGGCGUGGUCGUUUUGGAGGACGAUGCGCACACAUGGCAUGUUUUUGGUCGGCCUUCCGGCGGGGCUGUGCGUCAUGGGGCUUGGCGUCUACAUCUUCCUCGCCAUUCCUAUCAGCCGCCCGCUGUCCUCGACGUCUAGGUACUGGCUGGAGAAGUCGUACAAGCAGAUGCACAAUCCGUUGCCACCAUAUUUAAUCUCGACGAGCAAAAAGUCCUUAUAGAUAGAGUGUUGAUUGUAGGGCUGUCAGAACGGCUAGUUUGGGAACGAGGAUGGCGGUCACUCAGGACGCUGCCUCAGCCUGGGCGUUUUGAGUGAUGGGCGUUCUCGGCGCGUCUGUCGCAGGUUACUCAUCCCGCCGUGCAUUUUCGUCUGCAGUGGAUAUAGAUAGACUGUUAUCAGGGGUGCUUUUGACAAUUAUACUUACGAACCUCU